UGAGAAGACCAGGAAGAGGAUGAUAUGCUUUUAGGUGUUUUUGAAGGUAACCACCUGCUGUCAAACAAAAUGUUUUCACCCGGAGGAAAACUCACCUUUAAAAAUGGACUUGCCGCCCACUGAGACUGGACUGAGCUUCUGAGGCAACCAGAUGAGAAACUGCUUUCCGGAGGGCAACAUGAAAUGAAGGUCCAGGAAACAAUGAAGAAAUCAGCAUUGAAGCCCAAGUCUUUCACAGCCAGAGGAAGAAUGAAAACAAAAAGUCUCAUUGGAUGCGAGUGUGAAAGCUGUGUCGGACGCAUUUUGCAUGUACAAAGUGGUGCUGGCCAGCUUCCGAGGGACCGUCCAGCACGGCCUCCCGCUGGAAAUCGGAGACACGGUGCAGAUCCUGGAGAAAUGUGAAGGAUGGUACAGAGGAUUCAUUCUAAAGAAUCCUAAUGUCAAGGGAAUCUUCCCAUGCAGUUACAUCCACCUGAAGAACGCCGUCGUGAAGAACAAAGGGCAAUUUGAGACCGUGAUCCCCGUCGAAGACUCGGUCAUCACGGAGAUGACGUCGACCCUGAGAGAGUGGGGCGCCAUGUGGAAGCAGCUCUACGUGAAGAACGAGGGCGACUUGUUCCAUCGGCUCUGGCACGUGAUGAAUGAAAUCUUGGACCUGAGGAGGCAGGUGCUGGUCGGCCACCUCACUCACGACCGAAUGAAGGACGUCAAGCAGCACAUCACGGCGAGACUGGACUGGGGCAACGAACAACUCUGCUUGGACCUGGUGCCCAGGCGGGAGUUCAGCAUGGUGGACCCAGACGAAAUCAGCGUAACAGAACUGUACAGACUGAUGGAACAUCGGCAUCGUAAGAAGGAGACGGCUACGCCCGCGAGCACCCACCACCUGUUUGUCCAUGUGAAGAGCCUGAUGAGCGCCAACCUGGGGGAGGAGCUGGAAGUCUUCUUUCACAUUUAUGACGGACGGGAGAAUCGGCCGCUCAGCGAACGCUUUUUCGUCAGGCUGAAUAAAAACGGCUUGCCCAAGUGGCCUGAGAAGACAGAAAGACAAUGCACACUGUUUGUGGAUUUGGGAAGCAGCGACCUACGGAAAGACGUCUACAUCGUCGUACACAUCAUAAGAAUUGGGAGGAUGGGAGCAGGAGAGAAGAAGAACACGUGCAGUGUGCAGUACAGGCGGCCGUUCGGCUGUGCUGUUGUCAGCAUUGCGGACCUCCUCACUGCUGACUCCAAGGAUGACCACCUACUGAAGGUUUAUGCAUGCAACACAGAGAUUGAGUGGUACCAAAUCCACGAGAACAUCAUAAAAAAGGCCAAUUCCAGGUACAACUUGUCUGGAUCCAACACUGGUUUGGCGGUGGCUCUGCAGCUUCUCCAUGGAGACAUAGACCAACUAAGGCGGGAGUACAUGGGCCUCUUCACCCGCGGGGUGUGCAUCACCAAGAAGCUGGGCUUCUCUGACAUCAUUAUGCCAGGUGAGAUGAGGAACGACCUUUACAUGACGCUGGAGAAGGGGGAGUUCGAGAAAGGCGGCAAGAGCGUCGCCAGGAACGUGGAGAUCAUGGUUUACGUGCUGGACGCCGAUGGACAAAUCCUAAAGGGUUUUGUGGCUUCUGGCUCUGGUGAGCCGGGCGCGGACGAGUACCACUCUCUGGUGCUGUACCACAACAACAGCCCCCGCUGGGCGGAGCAGAUCAAGCUGCCCAUCCCCGUCGACAUGUUUCGAGGGUCUCAUGUCCGCUUCGAGUUUCGCCAUUGCUCCACUAAAGACAAAGGAGAGAAGAAACUGUUUGGCUACUCUUUUGUUCCUCUGAUGCAGGAAGAUGGCAGGACUCUGCCAGAUGGCACCCAUGAGCUCAUUAUCCAUAAGUGUGAGGAGAACGCCAGCUUGGCGGACUGUUCGCGCUACCUGAAGCUGCCGUACUCCAAGGCCAACCUUCCCACCAACAGUCUGACGCUGAAAGGAAACAAGGAGUCGUUCUGGAUCACCAGCUUCCUCUGCUCCACCAAGCUCACGCAAAAUGGCGACAUGCUGGACCUGUUGAAGUGGCGAGCCCACCCCGAAAGAAUCAACGACAGCCUCUCGAAACUGAAGGAGAUAGACGGCUCGGAGAUCGUCAAAUUUCUCCAGGACACCUUGGACACUCUCUUCGGCAUUCUAGACGAGAGCUCCCAGAGAUACAGCCUCAAGGUGUUUGAUUCACUCGUUCAUAUCAUCAACCUCCUCCAGGACAGUAAAUUCCAGCACUUCAAACCGGUCAUGGACACCUACAUCGAGAGUCACUUUGCCGGAGCGCUGUCCUACAGGGACCUGAUCAAAGUGCUGAAGUGGUACGUGGAUCGCAUCGUCGAGGCAGAGCACCAGGAUCACAUACAGCAAGUACUGAAGGCCAGCGACUACAUCUUCAAGUACAUCAUCCAGUCUCGCCGGCUCUUCUCUUUGGCCACCGGAGGCCAGAACGAGGAGGAGUUCAGAGCCUGCAUCCUGGAGCUCUUCAUGUCCAUCCGCUUCUUCCUAUCCCAGGAGAGCAAAGGCAUCAGUCCAGUCACCCAGACACAGGCGGUGUUCCUGCGGACGUUCCCGGCCAUCUACAGCGAGCUGCUGAAGUUCUUCACCGUGCGGGACGUGGCCGGGUUCGUCAGGGAGACGCUGGCCAGCCUGCCCGCCGUGGUACAGGCCGACAGCCCCCUGGAGGCGGUCAAGCUGCAGUGCAUCUCCAAGACGGUGGAAAGCCAGCUUUACAUUAACCCAGAGUCCCGAUGCAUCCUGCUACCCGUCGUGCUGCGGGUGCUGCACACCUGCCUGCAGGAGCAGAGAGACCUGGUCAUGUGUGCGCGCAUCUUCACCAGCAUGCUGUCCCUCAUUAAGAAGGAGGAAAACGGCGCCGUGGAGCCUGCUGUGUCAGAGGAAGUGGAGCUAAUAGUGGAAAGCCUGCUGGAAGUGCUGCUGAGGACCAUCCUGGAAAUCAGCAACCGGCCCCAGCCUGCUGGGCCUGCCAUGAGACUGCAGUUUCAGGAUGUCACUGGUGAGUUUGUGGCGUGUUUGUUGGCACUCCUGAGACACAUGAGUGACAAACACUACCAGAAGCUGCUGCAGGCAUUCAGCAGCAAAGACGACUUGAGGGACUUCCUGCUUCACGUCUUCACAGUCUUCAGAAUCCUAAUCAGACCCGAAAUGUUUCCCAAAGACUGGACUGUCAUGCGACUCGUCACGAACAACGUUAUCAUCACAACCGUCCUCUACCUUUCUGACGCCCUGAGGAAGAAUUUCCUCAACGACAAGUUUGAUUACAAGGUUUGGGACUCGUAUUUCUACCUGUCUGUAAUAUUCAUCAACCAGCCUUGUCUUCAGCUUGAGUCCUUCUCGCCCUCUAAGAGGAAGAAGAUUCUGGAGAAGUAUGGAGACAUGAGAGUGAUGAUGGGUUGUGAGAUCUUCAGCAUGUGGCAGAAUUUAGGGGAGCACAAGCUGAACUUCAUCCCGGCCAUGAUUGGACCGUUCCUGGAGGUGACCCUGGUGCCCCAACCCGACCUGAGGAACGUCAUGAUCCCAAUCUUCCAUGACAUGAUGGACUGGGAGCAGAGGCGCAGCGGCAAUUUCAAACAGGUUGAGGCCAAGCUGAUUGAUAAACUGGACAGUCUGAUGUCUGAGGGUAAAGGAGAUGAAACCUACAGGGAACUCUUCAAUAGCAUAAUUCCUCUGUUUGGUCCGUACCCUAGCUUGCUGAAGAAGAUUGAGAGGGAGACGUGGAGGGAGAGCGGGAUCUCUCUGAUCGCGACCGUCACUCGUCUGAUGGAAAGGCUGCUGGACUACAGGGAUUGUAUGAAGUUGGGGGAAGUGGAUGGUAAAAAGAUCGGCUGUACCGUCAGCUUAUUGAAUUUCUACAAAACAGAACUGAACAAGGAGGAAAUGUACAUCCGCUACAUCCACAAACUGUACGACCUCCAUCUCAAAGCGCAGAACUACACAGAAGCUUCGUACACCCUGCUGCUGUAUGACGAGCUACUGGAAUGGUCAGAUCGACCUCUUAGAGAGUUUCUUAACUACCCCAUGCAGAGCGAGUGGCAGAGGAAGGAGUAUUUGCAUCUCACCAUCAUCCAAAACUUUGAUAGGGGAAAGUGUUGGGAGAACGGCAUCAUCCUUUGCAGGGAGCUCGCCGACCAGUACGAGUCUUACUACGACUACAGGAACUUGAGCAAAAUGAGGAUGAUGGAAGCGUCCCUGUAUGACAAAAUCAUGGACCAGCAAAGAUUAGAGCCCGAAUUCUUCAGAGUUGGCUUCUAUGGAAAGAAGUUCCCUUUCUUCUUACGGAAUAAAGAGUUUGUGUGCCGCGGCCAUGACUACGAGAGGCUGGAGGCUUUCCAGCAGCGGAUGCUCAACGAGUUUCCUCACGCCAUCGCUAUGCAGCACGUCAACCAGCCGGACCAGACCAUAUACCAGGCCGAUGCACAGUACCUGCAGAUCUACGCUGUAACUCCCAUCCCGGAGAGCCAGGACGUGCUGCAGCGAGACGGCGUGCCGGACAACAUCAAGAGCUUCUACAAGUUCAACCACAUCUGGAAGUUCCGAUACGACCGACCCUUCCACAAGGGCACCAAAGACAAGGAGAACGAGUUUAAGAGCCUGUGGGUGGAGAGGACUACCCUGACUUUGGUUCAGAGUCUCCCAGGCAUUUCCCGCUGGUUUGAAGUCGAGAAGAGAGAGCUGGUGGAGGUGAGCCCGCUGGAGAACGCCAUCGAGGUGAUCGAGAACAAGAACCUGCAGCUGCGCACGCUGAUCACCCAGUGCCAGAGCCGGCAGAUGCAGAACAUCAACCCCCUCACCAUGUGCCUGAACGGGGUCAUCGACGCCGCCGUCAACGGAGGCCUGGCCCGCUACCAAGAGGCCUUUUUCGUGAAGGACUAUAUUAUGAAUCAUCCCGAGGACGGAGACAAGAUUGGCCGACUGAGGGAGCUCAUGUUUGAACAGGCGCACAUCUUGGAAUACGGCCUCGCUGUGCACGAGAAGUACGUUCCCCAAGACAUGAGACCGCUCCACAAGAAGCUAGUGGACCAGUUCCAUCUGAUGAAAUCCAGUCUGGGCAUACAGGAGUUCCCGGCUUAUGUGCGCGCGAGCCCCGUGCCCUUCACCAACGGGAGCCCGCGGACCUACAGGAACUCCGUGCCCAGCAUCAUCAGCCCCGACGCAGGCAGAGGGGUGGCAAGGCGGAGCUACCCUGCAGUGAACCGGUACUCCUCGUCCUCUCUUUCAUCUCAAGCCUCCAACGAAGUCAGCAACAUCACCGGCCAGUCGGAGAGCUCAGAUGAAGUCUUCAACAUGCAGCCCAGUCCAUCUACCUCGAGCCUCAGCUCCAACCAUUCUGCCUCGCCCAACGUCACCAGCUCAGCCCCCUCCAGUGCCAGAGGUUCGCCUCAAAUGGCAGAAAAGCACAAGCAUUCCAGAGAAAAUGCCUGCCUGUCUCCGCGAGAGAGACCAGUCAGUGCCAUCUUCUCCAACCCCCUUGAUCCUGCACAGAGAGCUCCUGCUCACCAGAUAGGCGACACCACUCUACCCAGGAGUGACCCCAACCUCUCGGCACCAGAUAAAGUGAGACCCACUCCCAGUAGCUGGAGCCUAGACAGCGUCAAAGAGCGCUCGCCGUCCUUCUCUGACAAUGUCUCCAAACCCAUAUGCCCUCCCAUCCCUCCCAGGCCACAGCACCAAGCUUCCUCCGCUAAAAACGCCAGGUCGCAGUCGCCGGGUCCCAUGUCCAGAUCGCCGCAGAAGUCCGCCGUGCCACCUUUCACCCCUUCCCCCACCGAGUGCCAGUCCACCAGCCUGGUCUCCAACUCGCCCGUCCUGUCCGGCAGCUACAGCAGCGGCAUCUCGUCUCUGAGCCGCUGCAGCGUGUCCGAAGCUUCGGGCACCGAGCUGCCCACCGGCGACCACCUGCCGCACCCUCUGCCGCCGCCCGCCCCGCUGCCGAACUCCUUCUCCAGCAGCUCCGACGAGCCCAUCCGCCGGGAGAACAAGACCCCGCCUCCCUACAGUGUGUACGAGAGAAACAACCCGCGCCGGCCCGUGCCGCUCCCGCACAGCCUCUCCAUCCCGCCGCAGACGGACCCGCCGGCCCUGCCGCCCAAACCUCACCAGAUCCGCACGGGCAGCAUGAAGCUGGACGGGAACGCCGACCCUCGGGUGCCGAGACCGAGACCCCUGCCCAGGAAGGUGUCCCAGCUAUAGGUGUAUGUUUAGAUGAAAUAAUAAAAACGCACACACACACACACACUGGCGUAUUUUGCACUUUUCUACUCGGCACUCACUUUUUAUGUGAUUCUCAGUUCGGCAUUCCCGACGCUCCCGAUAAAAGGGGCGGGCUCACCGAUUUAACAGGCGGUCAGAAGCUGGCAAAAAGAGAUCAAACUUACCGGAUCGGAAACGGUUCACUUCCACAUUUACUAGAGGCAUCGACUCUGACGUGGUCAUUCCCCACUGGUUCCUCCACAAACCGUGGCCAGUAUGUUUACCCAAAAGUUCUAGAAUUAAGAAGAAAAAAAUAAACGACACAAUUUUGAUAGAAACAAUUUCAGAUGUAUGUAUAUUGGUAUACAUUAGUUUUUUUUUUGCCUUAAGUAUUGGAAACAGAGUCUUUUAUCUGUGAGUCUUGCACGUUUUAAAAUUAUUUUUUUUGUUUUUUUUUUACACAACUCAGUACAUUUGUAUACUGUUUGGCGAAAAAAAAAAAAAGGUGCUAAAGGCCUCGAGUAUGCAUUUCGGUGAAGUGUGGAAGACAAGGGUGUGUUCUCAUUGUUAUAUCUUCUCAAGCGAGGGUGUAGAAUAUUUUUUAAAAAGAGCUUAUAACUUGAAUCAAUCUCAAUUUAGAGGCUGCAUUUGUGCCUCGCGUUAAAAUUCAUACAACAGUCGUGACUGGACGUGGGCCGGUGUGACACUGUUUUGGUACGGAGUAAAAAUACAAUUUCAGGUUACAAAGCAUAAACUGACGGAGCAGAAACAAAACUUGUAGCCUGGUUAUAUGUAUUGCAAAAAAUAAAAAUAAAAAUUGCAGCGGACUCCGAAUGCCUUGAUAACGAUAAUCGACCCACGACUAGUUGUGACCAUAUUGGUCAUUUUUGUAGGCAGGAAUCCGUCUUUGGCACAGUAACAGCAGGUCUGAGGCGCUUUGAGUGAUUUAAAAAAAAAAUAAUUAUUUGCCAUUUUUGCAAACCAACACACUGUCCUUUCUUUAACCUCAGUGAAGUGAAGUCAUGACGUCAGGACCAAAUGCAUGCUCUCCAACUGUUAGCCGGCAUAGGUUUAAUGCCGUUUAUGUGAACACACCCUGUUCUCUCUGCAUGACAUGUACAUGGUAACACAUCUUUGAGCGUGGAGAGGUUUAGUAGUCGUUGUGCCAAAGGAAACUGGGGGGAGGGAAAAAAAAAAAAGUUUUAUAAUUUUUACUUUUUACCUCAAAUCUCAAAGCGAAUCCGCUCAGACAUGCUUGAAAAACAAUUUUUUUUACACAAAUUUCCUUUAAAAGUCCAAAUGAAUCUCUACUUUGCCCCCAAUAAGUUUUGAAUCUAGAAAAGCACAAGAAAGAUUUUUUUAAAAAAAUUUUUUAAUGAACUGUAUAAGAGCAAACGUCAUGUUGGAGUUGGGAGUUUUGCAAUCAACAGUGACCUUAAAACAUAAAUAAGAGGAUUGAUGGGGCGGGAGGAAUAUCUUCAAACAAAUCAAAAGUCAAAUAUUUGUACAGUUGAGAUUUGCUUUCUGUUUAAUUAAAAACACGGACGUGAGUAGACUACACGACGAGUAGUUGCUCUGUUCAGCUGUUGCUGCGAUGAAUAGAUGUCCUGUGACAGGCACAUUUCACACUGUUUAGUAAAUUAGAUGGAACUUCAGAAUAAAUAUUCAGCAAAUUAACUUUGGGAUGUGGGUGUGGAAACUGGGUAGCUUUAGCAUUGUUUGUAUCUUAAUUUUUUAUUUUUAAUUCUAUGUUGUGAAUUUUUGAGAUUAAAUAUUCACAUUAAUCAGUACUUGAGAACAUUGUAAAUUAUGAAGAGAUCAAUGUAAGUAUGCCAAAUAUGAAAUUUGUGUAUUACAAUUAAUGUAAAUACUGUGUUUUUAACAAGAUGUAGCUAUAACAAUUUACAGCUUUGAAUGUAAUGUUGAAGCAGCAAAUUAUUAUAAAUGUUCAAACUUUUAUUGUUUUUGUGAGUGUAGAGAAACGGAGGUCAUGCACAAUGACUCUAACUCAUUUACAAGUUCAAUAAACUGCCCUAUGGAAUAAA
Poecilia reticulata (guppy) is the source of this 8265-nucleotide messenger RNA. RefSeq names its product dedicator of cytokinesis 4b (gene dock4b). The record is from RefSeq and is a predicted model, not a curated record. Gene Ontology annotation, molecular function: small GTPase binding; GTPase activator activity; guanyl-nucleotide exchange factor activity. Gene Ontology annotation, cellular component: plasma membrane; cytoplasm. Lineage: Eukaryota; Metazoa; Chordata; Actinopteri; Cyprinodontiformes; Poeciliidae. Gene Ontology annotation, biological process: small GTPase-mediated signal transduction; cell chemotaxis.